Messenger RNA from Lathyrus sativus (Indian pea), 825 nucleotides. NCBI's taxonomy places the organism in Eukaryota, Viridiplantae, Streptophyta, Magnoliopsida, Fabales, Fabaceae. The record is from the annotation of a GenBank genome assembly.
AUGGCUCCGAAUUUGGAAUGUCGCAUGUACGAGGCACGAUACCCAGAAGUAGACAUGGCAGUGAUGAUACAGGUCAAGAACAUAGCCGACAUGGGUGCUUACGUUUCACUUCUCGAAUACAACAACAUCGAGGGUAUGAUUCUGUUCUCCGAACUCUCUCGCCGUCGAAUUCGUAGUGUUAGCAGUCUCAUCAAGGUGGGUAGAAUUGAACCGGUGAUGGUUCUUCGUGUUGAUAAGGAAAAGGGUUACAUCGAUCUCAGUAAACGUAGGGUUUCUGAAGAAGAUAUUCAAGCUUGUGAAGAAAGGUAUAAUAAGAGUAAACUUAUUCACUCUAUUAUGCGUCAUGUUGCUGAAACCUUGAAUCUCGAUUUAGAGGACCUUUAUAUUCACAUUGCUUGGCCUUUGUACCGCAAAUAUGGACACGCCUUUGAGGCUUUCAAAAUAGUUGUGACUGAUCCAGAUACAUUUUUGAGCACACUUAUGCGGGAAAUUAAGGAAGUUGGUCCUGAUGGACAAGAGGUGACCAAGGUGGUACCUGUUGUUUCUGAAGAAGUGAAGGAUUCUCUAGUGAAGAACAUUAGAAGACGGAUGACCCCUCAGCCAUUGAAAAUCAGGGCGGAUAUUGAAAUGAAAUGUUUUCAAUUUGAUGGAGUUAUCCACAUUAAGGAAACAAUAGAAGCUGUGUCUUCAAAGAAAAGGAAGCGAAAGAAAACCUCUUCUGAAGCUGUUGGUGGAUUCAGCGUGUUCCGAAGUUCAACAUCGAAGACAAAUGAAAAAGUCCAAGCCGGUGAUGAUGAGUCCAUUCGUCUGAAGAAAGAAAAAUAA